UUCACCCAGAGGUGCUCCGUGGAUAGCGAACUCAUGGCUAUCCCAAACAGUGUUAUAGAAUUUGUACUGUUGGGACUGACCCAGGCUCCAGAGAAGCAGAAUGUCAUCUUUGCUGUCUUCUUGAUAUUUUACUUGGCUACACUGUUUGGAAACUUCCUCACUGUGUUGACCAUCAAGACUAGCCCUACUCUUGAAUCACCUAUGUACUACUUCCUGGCCUAUUCGUCAUUUUCAGAUGCCUGUUUCUCCUCUACCACGGCCCCUAAAUUGAUUGUUGACUCUCUCUCAGAUAAGAAGACCAUAACUUCUGGGGGCUGCAUGACCCAAUUCUUUGCACUCCAUUUCUUCGGCAGCAUGGAAAUCCUGGUCCUCAUUCUGAUGGCCUAUGACCACUACGUGGCCGUCUGUAAGUCCCUCCUCUAUACCACCAUCAUGAAUCAAUAUCUGUGUGGCUUUCUGGUGGGCUUAGCCUGGGUAGUGUCUUUCUUGCAUUCUUCCGCCCAGCUUUUCCUCACCCUGAGCCUACCAUUCUGUGGUCCCAAUGUGAUCGAUCAUUAUUUAUGUGAUGUGCUACUUUUGAUGAAACUCGCCUGCUCCGACACUCACUUGGCGAACCUGCUGUUCGUUUCCAACAGUGGGGCCAUCUGUACCUCGGGUUUUGUUGUGCUUAUGGCAUCCUAUGUGGUCAUCUUGUAUUAUCUGAGGUCCAAAGGGGCUGAAGGAAGAUGUAAAGCCCCGUCCACCUGCAGCUCCCACAUUCUUGUGGUCACCUUAUUCUUUGGUCCCUGUAUAUUCAUAUACGCCCGGCCCCAAACCAUCUUCUCUACGGAUAAAUUGGUGUCAGUCUUUUAUACGAUCGUUACUCCCUUGUUUAACCCUUUGAUCUACACUUUGAGGACCGCAGAGGUGAAAAAUGCCAUGGGAAAAUUAUGGAGCCGAAAAGUGCUUCCUGGGGAGUUAUUAGCAAGAUUUGGAAGAUGGGAAGACGUGUAUCUUGGAGUAUUUUAA
Molecule: messenger RNA, 1008 nt
Organism: Tachyglossus aculeatus (Australian echidna)
Lineage: Eukaryota; Metazoa; Chordata; Mammalia; Monotremata; Tachyglossidae
Product: olfactory receptor 4C11-like
Exons: 1
Coding region: 34-1008 (324 amino acids)
Biological process (GO): G protein-coupled receptor signaling pathway
Cellular component (GO): membrane
Molecular function (GO): olfactory receptor activity; G protein-coupled receptor activity
Source: RefSeq, a predicted model, not a curated record